CUUAAUUUAUACCAGUUAGAAUUGAAUUGAAAUAAUUUAUAAAGCAUUUCAUUGAAUAUAAAGAAAUAUGUGGAAUAAUUUCGCUACCGAAUUUGUGACUGAAUUAUUUUUAGAUGAUAAUGUUUCAACAAUGAACAGACUUAUAGUUGCCACUGCUAAUGUUGUUAAUGAAAAUUUUGAAAAUGUAUCUUGUAUUAAUGACGUGUUUCUUAAAGAACAUAAUCAAAUUUCACCUUUAGCAACGGGAGGAUUCGCCAAAAAUUUGCGCGAAAGUAGACAUUUUUAUGAGAAAAUUGUAAAAAACUUUACAGAUGAUGAAUAUAUUAAAAAGUUUCAAAUGAAUAAAGCUACCGUACAGGCUCUAAUUACCUUUUUGAAAGAAUAUGUAAAGCCCAGUAGUUCAAUUGUUCCAUUUGAUAAAAAGGUUCAUGUAUUUCUAUGGCUUUUAGCAAGUAACUACUCAUUUAAAGAUGCUGGUGAAAAGUUUGGUCUGCAUAAAUCUUCGAUCAGUUAUAUUUUCCAUGAAAUUGCAAACUUAUUAUCAGAACAAAGAUAUCAAUUCAUCAAUUGGCCAUCAUUAGAGGAACAGCAUGUAACUAGGGUAAAAGUUAAUAGCCAAUUUGGUUUUCCGAACUGUGUGGGUUUUAUUGAUGCAUGUAGACUUAAAGUUGGUUCCAAAAGAAAAAUGAAAGAUAAACCAGAAUUUAUUCUUCUUCAAGGUGUUUGUGACGAAACACUUAUGUUUACUGAUAUUCACAUAGGAGAAAUUGGUAAUAUAAGAAAAGGUAAAGUGUUCAAAGAAAGUCAAUUGGCACAUGAGCUUAAGAACUUCUUAGAUUUGGAUAAUCAUAUUCUUGGUGAUUCAGAAUAUAAAUUAAGAAGAAAUUUAUUAACACCAUUUACAAGUGAUGAACUCUUAACAAAUGAAGAAAUUAAGUUUAAUGAAAUACACUGGAAAGCUCACUCAUAUAUCAAUAAAGCUUUUGAAAUUUUAAGGGGUAAAUUUAAGAAGUUAAAUCAUAUAGAUAUAAGCAAACCAGAAGCUAUUAAUACUUUAAUAUAUGCAGCUUGUGUCUUACACAAUUUCAUUCUUCUUCAUGAAGGUAGCCCUAUAAAAGAAGAAGCUGUAUUGAAUGAUGAAGGGAUAACAAUUGAUACUAAUGUUGUAACGACAGCACUUGAAAAGAGACAAUUUUUGUGUAAUUACAUAAAUUAUAUUCAAAAUUCACAAAAUUAACUUUUAAAUAAAUUGUAUUUUAUGAUA
Molecule: messenger RNA, 1264 nt
Organism: Nymphalis io (European peacock)
Lineage: Eukaryota; Metazoa; Arthropoda; Insecta; Lepidoptera; Nymphalidae
Exons: 2
Coding region: 68-1237 (389 amino acids)
Source: RefSeq, a predicted model, not a curated record